Molecule: messenger RNA, 474 nt
Organism: Aphis gossypii (cotton aphid)
Lineage: Eukaryota; Metazoa; Arthropoda; Insecta; Hemiptera; Aphididae
Exons: 3
Coding region: 27-440 (137 amino acids)
Source: RefSeq, a predicted model, not a curated record
AUGAAAGAAUAAAUAAUGAAACUCGAAUGAAAAUGGCUCAAAAAAUUUUGCAAAAACAAGUAUCCGAAGAAAUUGCUCCUAAAAAAUAUACUGUCAAUGUUCAAGAAUUAAAUAAUUUUUUAAAGAAAGAUUUACCAUUGGAUUUAUUAGGCACAAAUUCGAUUAAAUUAUUUGACAGAUUUAACAUUCCAAAAGAUUUUUUAGAAGUUCACCCCAAAAACUGGAAUGAUCUAGAAGGAUACCAAAAAGGAAAGGAAAUAAUUGAAUCUCUCCGGGUAGUCAAUGACACAGCAGAGAGAGUGGUAAAACUUAUGGAAGAAUUUAAUGACAAGUUUACCAAAAAUGAGGAUCAAAAGCAGUUUGUUUUACAAACAGUGCAAGAUAAUCGAAAAAAAUAUCCUGGUGCUAGUAGAGAAACACUUAAAACAUCGUUUGACUGAAAAAAAUAUUUGAAAGACAGUAAUAUAUCAAUUA